Molecule: messenger RNA, 2702 nt
Organism: Schizosaccharomyces japonicus yFS275
Lineage: Eukaryota; Fungi; Ascomycota; Schizosaccharomycetes; Schizosaccharomycetales; Schizosaccharomycetaceae
Product: SDA1 family protein
Exons: 1
Coding region: 361-2523 (720 amino acids)
Biological process (GO): ribosomal large subunit export from nucleus; ribosomal large subunit biogenesis; traversing start control point of mitotic cell cycle
Cellular component (GO): nucleolus; nucleus
Source: RefSeq, a predicted model, not a curated record
UUCUUGCCCAAGCCGCCACCAACGCUACUGGGGAAGUCAUUUUUUCUCCUUAAAGACAUAUAAAAGCGUCUCUUCGCCAAGGUUAACAAAGACCUUGUUACUCGUAUCAUAUCGAGGCCUCGGUUAAGAAGCUUUCGUCUCCCACGAGUCGUCGCUGGUUUUAAUCUUUUUUUUUUCUUUUAUUGUAUUUGGUUCAUUCGGUUGGGUUAUUCACUUUAGGAAUUGGGUUCAUUGAUACUCUUUUGUUUGUCACAUUAAAUUUCAUUAUUUACCUGUGAGCUUUGAAUUUUUAAGGUCAUUUUUAUUUCUUUUUUUCUUUACAGGUCGCACACAUAAAACAGUUUCUUUUUUGCGUUAAAAAUGGUACGAAGAAGAACAGCGGCAGUGUUGCCAAACAAUUUGCCUCACUUGCAAAACUUAGUUAAAAGAGACCCGAAACUUUACCGGGAGGAGUUUUUGCAGCAAUGGAAUCAUUAUCAGACAGCUCGGGAGGUCUUCCUCGUGAAUCCUGGUGAAGAUGAUGAUGAGUUUGCCAAUUUGAUUGGUUUUUUGGCUCAAACGUGCAAUCACUAUCACGAUGUUACUAAAAACUUUCCUGCCGAGCUUGCACAACUCUUGCAAGAAAACCAUGAGCAACUUCAUCCUGAUGUUGCCGAGAAGAUUGUUCAGUCGCUUGUGUUGCUGAAAAACAAAACAGUGAUUUCAUCGUUUACACUGCUGAAAUGGUUUUUUUCAUUGUUGAACAGCAAUGUUAACACGUCUAAGGCCCUUCGCAAGAACCUUUACGAGCAAAUCUCGACGACUAUUCGUAACGAAAACAAAAAGUCCCGCAAUGAGAAGCUUAACAAGGUUGUGCAAACAGCUCUCUUUACGAUGGUUGAAAAUGCGGGAACUGUGACAUCAAAGGUUGCCGAUUACACAAACAAGAAGAAGGAGUACACUGUUGGCGAGAUGAUGGGUGUCUGGGCCGUCCGUUUGGUCCAGGAUCUCUGGCGAAGAAAGAUUUGGUCCGGUGACGCCAGAGCUGUCGAAAUCAUGAAGACGGCUGCGCUCUCACCGAACACAAAGGUUAUGCUUGCUGGUAUUCAUUUCUUUUUGGGUGUUGACUCUUUGGAUGCUGAAGAUGAUAGUGAUGAGGACGAAGGUCCCGACUUGAAGAAGCUUCUUCAUCAAUCCAAUAUUAACAAGAAAAGCAAGUCUCGUGAAGCUCAAAUGCAAAAAGCACGUGCCUCGUUAAAGCGAAAGGAACGUCUUAAAAAUGCACCUCCUAUUAACGUUAACUUCCCUGCUCUUCAGCUUUUGCAUGAUCCUCAAGGUUUUGCUGAUGAUUUGUAUGAGAGACAACUGAGCGGAAAUAAACGCAAACUUCCAUUGGAGCAUAAAUUGGUUGUCCUACAACUGCUUUCGCGUCUUGUCGGAUCACACAGACUUAUUGUUCUGGGUCUGUACUCUUAUAUGAUGAAGUACAUGACUCCUCAUCAAAGGGAUGUUACUCAAAUACUCGCCUGUGCUGCUCAAGCUUCUCAUGAGUUUGUUCCCCCAGACACACUGGAACCCUUGAUUCGUAAGAUUGCAGAUGAAUUUGUCACUAGCGGUGUUGCUAGCGAAGUUGUUUGCGCCGGUAUUAACGGUAUUCGCGAAAUCUGUGCCCGUGCGCCUUUUGCCAUGACUCCCGAGUUGUUGCAAGACUUGACCGAGUAUAAGUCAAGCAAAGAUAAAGGUGUCAUGAUGGCUAGUCGUGGUCUCCUUUCUCUGUAUCGUGAUAUUGCUCCUGAAAUGUUGAAGCGGAAAGAUCGCGGCAAGCUGGCUUCUAUGGAAUUUAAGGAGAGAAAGCCUUUGCGCUAUGGUGAAGAUCUUCAUACUGUCGAGGGCAUCCAAGGCCUUGAUCUUCUUGAGAAAUAUAAAGCCGAAAACGGUGAAGAGGAGAACGAAGAUGACUGGAAGGCAUGGGAAGCUAUCGACGAUUCAUCUUCAGACUCAGAUAGCGAGGGUUGGAUUAAUAUUAACAGCGACGACGAGAUUAGUAUAUCCGACAGUGGUGAUGAUGAUGGUGAAGAAGGAAAUUCUAAAAAACUCCAAACAGAGAAGCCUGAAGUUGGUUCACAGGAACCCGUUGACUUGGCCAAUUCUAUCGCUGUCAGAACUAUCCUUACACCCGCUGACUUAAAGAAGUUAGAAGAACUUCGCGAAAAAGAAGGCGUCGAGCGUCUGGUUAAUGGUCCCAAACGUUUGCCCAAAACAAAUGAUGUUAUUGACGCCAUUGAUAUUGAGGGUCCUCGCAAAAAGCAAAAGGCUGAUCGUGAAGCACGUCUGGCAAGUGUCAUGGAGGGUCGUGAAGGUCGCGAGAAGUACGCUUCCAAACGCUCUGGCUUCAUGCCCACCAGUUUAUCAAACAAACGCAAGCAACGUAAUAAGAACUUCAUGAUGAUGAAGCAUAAGGCCAAGAACAAGAAGUCUCGGAGUUUACACGAGAAGCAGAGGAUUCUCCGCGCUCACGUUGAACGUGAACGCAAGCAAAUCUAGGUUUACUUUCUCUGUACAUUCAUUCACUCAUUAUAAUAGCUAUUGUAUUUGUAAAGGGUAAACUUCGUAAUUUCAAGAGUAGGACGCGUCAAUACGCACCUGGCGAUUCGUUUCAUAAUUAUAUUAGUCAUUAAGGGCAUUCUAAAAAGAGUACGUAGCUUCAAUUCGUUGUUUUACAA